AUGGCCCAAAUUUCUUCUCUUCACUUCUCUGAAUUCCCAUCAAUUCUUAAUGUUCUUGUCAUUGACAGUGAUCUCAAACUUCUUGAAUUCAUCAAGAAAACAUGCAACCAGUAUUCUUAUAAAGUUAUGACAUUUUCUGAAUCUCUAAGUGCUGUCAAUCUUUUGCGGGAAAGAAAAACGCAUAUUCAUUUGAUACUCAUUGAAGUCCACAUGCCAAUUAUGGAUGGCUAUGAAUUCCUGCAAUUCGUCAAGAAAGAAAGAAUUAAUGUUCCUGUCAUCAUGAUGUCUGAAGAUGAUAGUAAAGCUUCCGCAAUGAAGGCUAUUGAACUUGGAGCUUGCGAUUAUCGGAAUAAACCCUUGUGUGAGGACAUGUUAAAGAAUAUGUGGAUACGUGUUUUUAUCCAGUUCCUGAGGGAACAUAGGACCCAGAACAAUAUUGAGAGCUUGGGUGAUGAUAAUAAAACAGAAGGGACAAGUGUUAAAUCUGAAUUUGAUUCAUCCAUUGUUGGUAGGAGAAAUAGUACUUUCAGAGAAAGUGAUGAUGUUGAUGAAUCAAAAAAUUCUGUGAAUCGCGUAGUAUGGUCACAAGAACUGCAUACUAUAUUUCUCGAUGCUAUUAGAAGAAUUGGACUCGAAAAUGCCGUGCCAAAGAAGAUUCUCGAAGCUAUGAACAUGCCUGAUUUGACAAGAGGACAUGUUGCUAGUCAUCUACAGAAAUACAGAAAAUUUUUGAAACAGGAACAGCAACGAAAACUUCAUGAAGAGAAUGAGAUGUAUUUGGUUUCAGGUAAUAAAAAACCAAGGUUGUAUGCAUCUGGGGAAAACAACUUGCAACCGACACAUCCUGGUCUCACAUGUAACAUCAUGGAACCACCAAGAGAGAAAUUAUGUGAUCCAAAUGUACAAGUUGCUGAACAUUAUCAUGCAGAACAACAAACUUUGGCACAUGAUUCUCCUUAUCCUUUGCCAGCGUUUCCUAAUAUUUCCAUUACUAACAAUUUUCCUGAGUCUUCUAGAUAUGAAUUAUGUUCCGUACCUGAUGCGGCUACGAUUCAGAUGAAUAAUAUGCAGCAUCCUCAAAUUCAUCGAAUCGACUUGCCGUCAUCCUUCAUAACUAUUUCUGAAAAUUCAGCUUCUUGUCCUCAGAAUUACAACUUUUGCAUGAACAUGCCACCUCAACCAGUAGUACCAGGUGAAAACAACAUAGGUCAAGUGGCUCGGUAUGAGUACAACAAUGGAGCUUCUAUGCAUUACCCACCACAGCUUCCUCAAAACGCAGGUUUCCCAAAUGGUGUUGUGAGAUAUUUUGCUGCCUCUACAGAUAUUAAUGAUCAAACAAUCAAGAAGGAGUUAAAUUCUAUGAACAAUGGUCAUCACAAUCCCUGA
Molecule: messenger RNA, 1386 nt
Organism: Vigna unguiculata (cowpea)
Lineage: Eukaryota; Viridiplantae; Streptophyta; Magnoliopsida; Fabales; Fabaceae
Product: putative two-component response regulator ARR19
Biological process (GO): phosphorelay signal transduction system; cytokinin-activated signaling pathway
Molecular function (GO): DNA binding
Source: RefSeq, a predicted model, not a curated record